AAACUGGCUGGUCAGCACAACUCUCCUCCAUCUACAUUCUCUUCCUUGUGGCCAUGGUUACGCUCACCUCCCUCAAAGCGGCCCUGAGGCAGACAGCCACGGGAUCAGCCCCAAAGCAGUAUCUCUCGGACGCACAGUACGCCGAAGGCUUCAAUAUCUUUUCGCAGGGCUUAGAAUAUGAAGAGUUUAUUGUUUCUCAGCUUUCUCAUCUGCUGGCUCCCCUCUUUAAUCCGCGUCUCGAUAUCUCAGUGCUAGAGAUCGGACCCGGCCCGAAAAGUGUACUGGGAUGUCUUCCCAUCUCUCAACGACGGAAGAUCACGAAAUACAUUGCAUUUGAGCCAAAUACCCUGUUUGCUACAAAGGCGAAAGAAUGGCUCUGUGGCUCUGUGGAUUCAGAUUGCCCGCUGCCCUGUCUGGAAAGCCCGCCCAUUAUCCAUCAAGUCCCAUACAGUCUGGACAGCAACAAUGUUGAUGAGAAAUUCGACGUGAUUCUAUUUUGUCACAGCAUGUACGGCAUGAAACCCAGAGAAAAGUUCAUCGAAAAGGCGCUGGAGAUGCUCGUCGAACGACCAGGCGCAAUGGUGGUGGUUUUCCAUCGCAGGGAGAGCCUGCACCUCGAAAGAUUGCUAUGCCAUCGAACGACCCUUUUCCCUACCGGGAUUGUUCGGGUUGCAGAUGAGGACGCCGUGCUAAAUAACUUCGCUGCCUUCAUCGCCGGGUUUGCUCCGCAGGAUACCGAGGCGGACAAGGCUAUCCUAGUCGAGUGGCGUGGAGUGUGCCGCGAUCUGGGCCGUCGUGAGAAACCCCACACAGGCGAUCUCCUGUUCAGUUCGCCCAGCACCAUGGUAGCGUUUACCCGACAUGCAACGUCUCUGCUAGAGUUGACGGCACAGGUGCCUUGGGAAGGGGAUAAGAAAGUGAAGAACCGCGAGGCCAGUCUCCAUGGCUGUGCUUGUAUUGUUCAACCGACAGAGAUUCGACAUGUCCAACAGUGCAUUCAAUGGGCGCUAAAGCAUGAGGUCGGCCUGACUGUUCUUGGUGGAGGGCACAGCGGCCAGUGUUUGUGGCCCAACGUCGUCGCGGUCGACAUGGCUGCCUUUGACCAAGUCCAUCUUCUCACAGCUGGGGAUGGUUCUGUGGUAGUUGCCGAAUCCGGCUGCAAGACAGGGGAUAUCAUCCACAAGACCAUGGCAGCUGGCCUGACAGUGCCUUUGGGAGCCCGUCCAAGUGUAGGCGCAGGGCUAUGGCUACAGGGCGGUAUGGGGCACCUGUCCAGGCAACACAAGCUCUCUUGCGACGCCAUCAUUGGUGCUGUCAUGGUCACCGUCGACUCCAGCGAGAUCCUGUGUGUCGGCUGCGUCCCAGAGCGGCAUCGGCCAGUCGGUGCGGUGCGCCCAGACAAUGAAAAGGAACUUUUAUGGGCAAUCAAGGGCGCUGGGACCAACUUUGGCAUUGUACUUAGCGUUACUUUCAAAGCUUAUGCGGCUCCCAUGCACUUGGUUCGAAACUGGGUUUUCCCGCUGAGUGACAAUCUCGAGGCGAGGCACAAACUGCGCGAUUUCGAUCAUUUGAUUGCCAGAAACCAGCCGCGGAACUGCUCUGCAGACGCGUAUCUGUUCUGGGAUUCUGGUCAGAUGCAUCUUGCCGUGACUAUGUUCGAAUCGUCAACGAGUGGACGCAUCGCUGACACACCUCUUUCCACGUCUGUCAGCACAUUGUUGGGACCGGGUGAUGUUUCUGAGGCCGUGGAUUGCGUUGGUCUGUUUGAGGCGGAAAUGUACAUGUCCAAGAUGCACGGCGGUCACGGUGGUGGCAAGACCUCCGCAUUCAAACGAUGUUUAUUCCUAACGGAUAUAGGAGGAGUGGAAGUUGCAGAUAUCCUUGUCAGGGCGGUUCAGACUCGUCCCUCCCCUUUCUGCUAUCUCCAUCUCCUGCAUGGUGGUGGUGCUGUCAGUGAUGUGGCAGCGGAUGACACUGCUUUCGGCUGUCGAGACUGGGAUUUUGCCUGCGUGGUGACUGGUGUCUGGCCCCGCGACCAAGAUGGAACUGAUAUCGCUCAAGCCGCUGAGCAGUGGGUAUAUAAUGUUGCCAGGGAUCUUUUGCCCUUGAGCGCCGGAGUUUACGGCGCAGAUCUCGGGCCAGACCCUCGAGAUGCCGUGCUUGCAACCAGGGCUUUUGGGCCAAACCGCCGGCGUCUGGCCUAUCUCAAACGCACCCUUGACCCACAUAAUGUGCUGCCCUAUGCUUGCCCGCUCCUUCCAUCGCCGGUGAAACAGAAGGUCAUCAUUCUCGUCACGGGCGAAAGCGGCGCCGGGAAGGACUACUGCGCUGGGCUCUGGGUCUCCGAGCUUAGCAAGUACAAUAAAAGACUUACAGCGCGUGUAGCCAGCAUUAGCGACGCAACCAAGCGAGAAUAUGCCACAGCUACCGGUGCUGACUUGAACCUCCUACUUCGUGACCGUGCUUAUAAAGAGCAACACCGGCUAGCGUUGACGAAAUUCUUCCAGGACCAGGUGCAGCUUCGACCUCGGCUGCCAGAAGAGCAUUUUCUAGAUGUGAUUCAUGACGCUGUAGAUGUGGAUGUGUUACUAAUCACUGGGAUGAGAGACAAGGCUCCAGUUGUAGCAUUCUCACAUUUGGUGCCAGACAGCAGACUGAUCGAUGUCCGCGUUCAAGUUAGUCGAAGUACACGGCGGGCCCGCCUAGGGGUCUAUUGCAAUGAUUCCCAUGAUGGCAACGGCGAAAAGAACAAUAUCAAACCGGAAUCAACAGCGUUGGACUACCACCCCAGUCUCAUCUUUGACAACGACACUCCUGGAGAUGAAGUGGCAAAAGGCUUUGCAGAGCGCUUUCUGUUUCCAAUGUUUGAUGAUGACCUGCAGCGACUGGUCAGCAUGGUGCCCUCCAUCCCCAACUUCCCAUCCCCAAACAUCGAGUUCCGCCAUGUGCUCGACAUCUCCCAGCAGCCGGGCGGGCUGGCCUUGUGCACGUCUCUGCUUCACUCUCACUUCAUUGGCGAUUGGGGGCAAGUCGAUGUGAUCGCGUCUUGUGAGGCCGGUGGCUUUGUCUUUGCAUCGGCUUUGGCCUUGCGGGUUGAUGUGCCCCUGACGCUCAUUCGAGAAGCCGGCAAGCUUCCCCCGCCUACAUUUUCCAUCCCCAAAUCUGCAUCGCAUAUCUCGUCUUCGGGAUCCAGCGAUUCCAAAGAGACAAGAAUCGAGAUGAGUCGCAAUUCGAUCCCCAAGGGCGCGUCAGUGGUGGUUGUGGAUGAUGUGCUUGCCACUGGGAAGACAUUGUAUGCGGUAUUGCAGCUCUUAGAGGAAGCUGGCAUCAGUCCAGAAAAUGUUCAUGUCCUGGUCGUGGCCGAGUUUCCUGUCCACCGUGGCCGCGAGUUUCUGUAUCGACGUGGCUUUGGCAGAGUCAAUAUUCAAAGCCUUUUGGUCUUUGGUGGUGUUUAGGAGCUUCCAUAUGUGGAAUAAUCAAAGGAAAGAUGCAGUGUAAUAAACAUUCAUUAAAAUAGGGAGGGAGUGUAGCGAGUAUCUAACAGAUUGUACAAUUUCCUAAUGAUGAUGCACCUUUAGAACUGGACAGCAGCUGAUCGUUGUAAUAAAUACACAAGCAAGGGUUGUCCAAGGCGCAUCAGGCCAGACUGCUGCAUCCGAAAUAUCAUCGGUUCCUCCACCAAGGAGAUCUUCUAUUAGCUGAGUACUCUGAGCGUCUAGGUUUUUCUCAGCUAUAUAUGCCACCGUCCGUUGGCCAACAUCUCCCCAGCCAUGGAUGAGUUGAGAUUUACAAAGGAAGACUGAGAAGGCCCAACCACAUC
This is a messenger RNA of Aspergillus wentii DTO 134E9, 3820 nucleotides long. RefSeq lists its product as uncharacterized. Gene Ontology annotation, biological process: cholesterol biosynthetic process. Gene Ontology annotation, molecular function: phosphomevalonate kinase activity; FAD binding. NCBI's taxonomy places the organism in Eukaryota, Fungi, Ascomycota, Eurotiomycetes, Eurotiales, Aspergillaceae. Gene Ontology annotation, cellular component: cytoplasm. The transcript has a single exon. The coding region runs from base 54 to 3455 and encodes 1133 amino acids. The record is from RefSeq and is a predicted model, not a curated record.